AUGACCUCCUCAUCUUCGGCCAGGCCGCCGACCACGCUGUACGACGUGCUGGGCGUCGCCGCGGAGGCGACCACCGAGGAGAUCAAGAAGCGCUACCGAGCGCUGGCCAUCCGCUACCAUCCGGACAAGCUCGUCGGCCUGUCGACAGACAGUGAAGCAGCCAACGCCCACUUCGCCGCCAUCACCGAGGCGUACAAGGUGCUCUCCGACGACCGCCAGCGACGGUGGUACGACGCCCACGCCGUGGAGCGCCUCUCCGCGGCGGAGAUCGAGGAGAGCCACCUCGAUGAGGCCUACUUCACCUCGGCCUGCUUCAGCGGCUUUGAAGAGGACGGCAAGUGGUCUUCGAGAAGCUUCUACACCGUCUACGGCUCGCUCUUUGAGCGCAUCGUCGAGCUGGAGCAGCGCUUCAACGAGGACUUUGACUACCCCGUGUUUGGCGGCUCAGGCGCAGAGCUAGCUGAGGUGAAGCGCUUCUACGACGUCUGGCAGUCCUUCAGCACCGGCUUCACCUUCAGCCACCUCGAGGGCCUGUUCGACACCAAGUCAGCCGCUAACACUAGCCGCCAG
Molecule: messenger RNA, 570 nt
Organism: Rhagoletis zephyria (snowberry fruit fly)
Lineage: Eukaryota; Metazoa; Arthropoda; Insecta; Diptera; Tephritidae
Source: RefSeq, a predicted model, not a curated record